AUGGAGCACCGGCUCCUGGUGAGAUCAAAGCCUGGCAGCUUGGUCGAGUGCAGUCUCAUGAGGCAGGUAGCACGAGAUGCAUGUGCAGACCCGGGCCUUGCAGACACUGGCACCUCUGACCCCGUCAGUCCAGAGCACCUCACCUCUGAUCCCCAGCACCGGAAAGCAGCGUGGUCAGGAGGAGCUAAGCUUCGGCUGAAGCACAGGCGCAGCGAACCUGCAGGCCGGCCGCACUCUUGGCAUUCAACCAAAAUUGGGGAGCACCAACCCAAUGCCAGCAUGAUGCAAAUAUCUCCGGGCACGAUUGGCCCUCCUUGGCCCCAGAGCUACCAUUCCAGCUCCUCUACGAGUGACCUCUCCAACUAUGAGCAUGCUUAUCUGAGGCGGAGCCCUGACCAGUGCAGCUCCCAGGGGAGCAUGGAGAGCCUGGAGCCCAGUGGGGGAUACCAGCCCUGCCAUCUUCUUUCCCCUGCCAAGUCCACCAGCAGCAUUGACCAGCUCAGUCACCUACAUAACAAGAGAGACUCGGCCUACAGCUCCUUCUCCACCAGUUCUAGCAUCCUAGAGUAUCCACCUCCUGGCAUCUCGAGUCGGGAGCGUUCAGGCUCCAUGGACACCACUUCUGCUCGAGGUGGCCUCCUGGAAGGGAUGAGGCAGGCAGACAUUCGCUAUGUCAAGACAGUCUAUGAUCCCCAGCGGGGCGUCUCAGCAGAGUAUGAGGUGAACUCUUCAGCCCUGCUUCUCCAAGGUAGGGAGGCCCAUGCCUCAGCAGACGGCCAGAGCUAUGAUAAAGGGCAUAAUGUUCCUCGGGGCAGGGGAGCGCCACCCCCAUCCUGGAGCCAGCAGUGUCCCAGUUCCUUGGAGACUGCCGUUGACAACGUGCCUCCUAAAGUGGGUGCACCACUGCCCCCAGCUCGGAGUGACAGUUAUGCAGCCUUUCGGCACAGGGAGCGGCCCAGCUCUUGGUCUAGUCUUGACCAGAAACGGUUCUGCCGGCCUCAGGCAAACUCUUCAGGUUCCCUGAAACCUCCCUUCAUAGAGGAACAGCUGCAUACUGUGCUGGAGAAGAGUCCAGAGAGCAGCCCCCCAGUGAAGCCCAAGCAUAAUUACACCCAGAAGGCCCAGCCUGGCCAACCUCUGCUGCCGACUGGCAUCUACCCAGUGCCUUCCCUGGAGCCACACUUUGCCCAGGUGCCUCAGCCCUCUGCAACUAGUAACGGCACGCUAUACCCUGCACUGGCCAAGGAGAGUGGAUAUACAGCUCCGCAGGGAGCCUGUGACAAGAGGGCUACCCUUGAUGAGAAUGGAAACCAAAAUGGGUCUAGCAGGCCUGGGUUUGCCUUCUACCAACCCCUAGAACACGAGUCUUUGUCCCCAGUAGAGAGAAUACCUGAAACGCCAGCCAAAUGUGUCUCCUACAAAGUCCAUUUCCCUUCAGUGCCUGAGAAUGAGGAGGAUGCCUCCCUGAAGACGCAUCUCACACCUCUCCAAGGCAACAGCCCACAUCCCAGUGAGAGAAAGAGCCCCCACGGCAAUAAACCAUCUCCUAAUUACCACCGUGUCCAGUGCCCUCAGGCUCAGGCCUGGCAAGUGGGCGAAGACAAGAGAUCUGCCAGGCCCUCAGAGCCUUGGGUGGGUGAUUUCCAAGAAGACCACAAUGCCAACCUCCAGCAAGGGCUGGAGAGAGAAGGCCUAAGCCAGAGCCCGUCAGGCAACUUUGUCAAGACCAAGUCAGCCUUCUCCUCUCUUCAGAACAUUCCCGAGAGCCUAAGACGGCAAAGCAGCCUGGAGCUGGGAGGCACCACGAAGGCAGAGGACCCUGGGAGGAAAGUUGUUCCAGAUCACAGGAGCCAUCUGGACAGGCCGGUUUCCUAUCCAAGGCCUGAGGGGAAAACCGGUGCUUUGUCCUCUUUUCACCUUUCAGACCCAAGGUAUGAAGAGCUGCCCUCCCCACCCCACCAGCAGACCUCCAGUCUGGGCCGGAGGAGGCUCAGCUCCAGCGGAGCCGCAGCUCUGCAGGGCUUUCAGUACGGGAAGCCCCACUGCUCUGUGCUGGAGAAGGUUUCCCAGAUUGAGCAGAGAGAGCAAGGGCGUCAGAGACCCCCAAGUGUGGUCAGCGCCAUUAAUGGCUAUAACUACAGGCCUAACAAGAUGGCCCCAACUUCCAGUACUUCCAGGAAUGACUUCCAGGAGACGAAAGCCAAUAGCCGUUUUUCCGAAUCCACUGAACCCCUAGGCAAUGGGGAGCACCACUUCAGAAACGGGGAACCGAAGGUGGAAGAGGUUUCCUGGCAGCCAAGUGGUCAACCGCUGAAGAGGGGUGCGGAGGGCAGCCAAGGCUCCCCACUCCGCGGCAGUGAGCCCCCCAGGCGGGACGCUCGCCUGCUCCGCAGCCAGAGCACCUUCCAGCUCUUCAACGAGGCCGAGGAGGAUGCCAAGUGGCGGGACAGCCGGCCGGGCACACCCGAGUCGCCCGUCCUGGAUGCGCCCUUCAGCCGCGCCUACAGGAACAGCAUCAAGGAUGCACAGUCCCGAGUCCUGGGGGCCACCUCCUUCCGCCGCCGAGACCUCGAGCCAGGGGUGGCCGGGACUUCCAGGCCCUGGCGCCCGCGACCAGCCUCGGCCCACGUGGGCCUGCGGAGCCCGGAGGCCCCAGCAUCCGCCUCCCCGCACACCCCACGGGAGCGGCACAGCGUGACCCCUGCCAAGGGGGACCAGGCCCGGCCCGCGCCGCCUGCUGCCCGGAGGGGACCCCGCCGCCGCCUGACCCCCGAGCAGAAGAAGCGCUCCUACUCGGAGCCUGAGAAGAUGAACGAGGUGGGGGUGUCGGAGGAGGCCGAGCCGGCGCCCCUGGGCCCGCAGAGGAAGGGGCUGCGAUUCCCCGAGAGCACGGUGGCCGACCGGCGCCGCAUCUUCGAGCGGGACGGCAAGGCCUGCUCCACGCUCAGCCUGUCGCUCAGCCUGUCGGGGCCCGAGCUGAAGCAGUUCCAGCAGAGCGCCCUGGCCGACUACAUCCAGCGCAAGACGGGCAAGCGGCCGGCCUCCGCCGUGGGGGGCGGCCUGCAGGAGCCGGGGCCGCUUCGGGAGCGCGCCCACAGCACCCUCCUGCAGCCCGGCCCCGCCGCGCCCGAAGGCCCCGGUCUCUCCUCGGCCUCCAGCCUCUGCUCACUGCAGGAGCCCGGCCUGCAGCCCCGCAGGGAGGCCGCCCUCCUACUGGCGGCAGGGGGCAGUGGGGAGCCCCCACGUGGGGCCCGAGAUCGCAGCAGCUCCUUUGCGAGCGGCCGUGUCCUGGGAGAAAGGCGACAUGGGGACCAAGCCCCAAGGGAGCUGCUCGGUGGAGCUAAAGGUGGUGGACCAAAGGGCACCCAGAAGGUGGACAGGACCGCUGGGGAGCCCUCCUCGUGGGCGGCUGCGUCCGGGAGGGCCGGGAAGUCCAUGUCGGCUGAGGACCUGCUGGAGCGCUCGGAUUUCCUGGUGGUCCCUGUCCAUGUGAGGUCAAGGUCAUCUCCCACCACCCACAAGAAGCACCAGGAUGUGCUUUUGGGGGAAAACAAUGGCUCUGGUCUUGUGAAGGACCCAUGUCACUUGGCAGGCCCUGGAUCCAGGUCACUCAGUUGUGCAGAAAGAGGCGGAGAAGGGACGCUCUUGCUCAAACACCACCCCAGCCCUCAGUGGGGUGGUCCAGGCUGCAAAGCAGUUGGUGCCUCAGUUCCCAGCGAAUGUCCUGGACAGCUGGACCAUCAGAGGCAGGCCAGCCGAAGGCCUUGCCCCAGGCCACUGCCCGCAGGAAUGCAAGGGCAUCUCACAGACACCAGGGCUGUACCUCUGAUCCCCCUUGGCUCAGCUCUGCCUUCCCCCGUCCCCUCCAGCUACUGUUCACAGGCUGCAGGUGAUCAGCCGACCAGGAGGGACAGUCAGACUGGGCAGCAGCCUCUUCCGCCCUACACCCCAGCAGUGACUCACAGAAGCAACGGCCACAGCCUGGGCCAGCCCCCCAGCCCUAGAGGCCAGGGGCCUCCCAGCCCAGAGCACAGGGUAGAAGAGGGGAUGAGGAAGCAACCUCUCCUGUCUCGGGUGAAGUGGGCCCACUCCGUCAGAGAGAACAGCCUCCCCGAGGAAUCUUCCUUGCCCGAGUUUGCAAACCUGAAGCACUCUAAGCAGCAGCAGAAUCUCCCAAGUUCAAGCAGCACUUCCGACCCAGACACGCCUCUUGGGGUCCCAAGCACUCCGGGGAGGAUCUCCCUCCGAAUAUCAGAGUCGGCCCUGCAGGCCUCCCCUCUGCCUCGGGAGGACUAUGAUGAUGAAGUGUUUGUGAAGGACUUGCACCCCAAUGCCACGUCCAGUCCCACCUUGGAAGCUCUGCCCCCACCCCCACCUCCUCCUCCUCCUCCCCCGAGCCAGGAAACCCUCGUGAACAGCUGGGACGACUUUCCACCUCCUCCCCCCCAAGUUCUGUACGAGGCACAGCUGGACAGCGAGGAGAACAAGGAGCUGCCUGCGAGUGGCUCCAGCACACCUGCCAACUGGACCGUUGCCAAGCAGAGGCCCAUGCCUGGGACAGCCCACCUGACUGGUCAUCAGAUACUAGCUUCCAGAUCCCAAACUCCUGUCAAAGGGUCACAGGCCGGCGAGACCAGCCCGCCCUCCACCACGGGUGCUGUGCCCCAGCGAGCCGGGUCUCUUGGCUGGCAGCCAAGCCCAGGAAAGCCACCUUCCGUUCUGACCCAUGGCCUCACCCAUGACCCACUCAAUGGGACUCGGGUUGUAGAAAAGAAUGUCAGUUCUGGUCCUCAGAAGACGUCAGAAGACAUCAGAACGGAGGCUCUGGCCAAGGAAAUUGUCCAUCAAGACAAAUCUCUGGCAGACAUUUUGGACCCAGACUUCAGAAUGAAGACAACUAUGGACCUGAUGGAAGGUUUGUUUCCUCGCGAUGUCACCUUGCUGCAGGCAAACAGCAAAAAGAGGAAGGCCGCGCAGAGAACCGUCAGCUGCCCAGGGUACGAGGGCAAGAGGAGUGAAGAUAAGGAAGCAGUGGGCAUGUUGGUCAACUGCCCUGCCUACUACAGUGUGUCGGCUCCCAAGGCUGAACUUCUGAACAAAAUCAAAGAUAUGCCAGAGGAGAUGAAUGAGGAAGAGGAGCAGAUGGAUGUCAACGAAAAGAAGGCCGAGCUGAUCGGAAGCCUCACCCACAAGCUUCAGACUCUCCAGGAAGCGAAGGGGAGUCUGCUGAUGGACAUCAAGCUCAAUAACGCCUUGGGAGAAGAGGUGGAGGCUCUGAUCAGUGAGCUCUGCAAGCCCAAUGAGUUUGACAAGUACAAGAUGUUCAUCGGGGACUUGGACAAGGUGGUAAACCUGCUGCUGUCGCUCUCGGGGCGCCUGGCCCGCGUGGAGAACGUCCUCAGUGGCCUUGGUGAAGAUGCCAGUAAGGAAGAAAGGAGCUCCCUCAACGAGAAGAGGAAGGUCCUGGCGGCCCAGCAUGAGGAUGCCCGGGAGCUCAAGGAGAACCUGGACCGAAGGGAACGCGUGGUGUUGGACAUCCUGGCCAAUUACCUUUCCGAGGAACAGCUCCAGGAUUACCAGCACUUUGUGAAAAUGAAGUCGACACUCCUCAUUGAGCAGCGGAAGCUGGACGACAAGAUCAAACUGGGCCAGGAGCAAGUCAAGUGCCUGCUGGAGAGUCUCCCCUCAGAUUUCACCCCCAAGGUGGGGGCCAUGGCCCUGCCCCCAGAACUCACGAGCGAAAUGACUCCUGUCGGGGGAUGUACUUUCAGUGGUAUUUUCCCAGCCUUAACCUCUCCACUUUAACCUCUUAUAAAACAUCCAACCAAAAGAUCACACUUUCUUUCAACCUUAUUUAAUCUGAAAAAUGUUUCAGUACAAACCACUGUUUAAACCCUGUGGGGUUGGGGGCGGGGGGCUUUCUGGAUAAACGAAAAAGAUUGUAUCCAGGAAAAAAACAAAAACAAAAACACUGUUUUCCUUCUCGCCCUUCGUGAUUGAUCUGAGAGCUUGAAUGCUGCUGGGAACUUAUCCCUUUCUGUUAUUACUUUGUAAUAGAAAGGAAAUUAAUGAUAACUGUGAGAACUGAUAGGAGGUUGUUUGAUUAUUUAGUUUUCAACAGGCUUAAGCAUCAGAGAUCAGUGUGUGUCCCUCUCAGGAAUGUAUCCACAGUGGCCUUCUUGACUUGUGGGCAGUGUAUCCUGACAACAGACUCCAGCACUCAUUAAUGAAGGAUCUGCAACAUAAAGCCUUAAAGAGAAACACACACAAAAUUGUAAAACCUUAA
Molossus molossus (Pallas's mastiff bat) is the source of this 6286-nucleotide messenger RNA. RefSeq names its product shroom family member 3 (gene SHROOM3). Lineage: Eukaryota; Metazoa; Chordata; Mammalia; Chiroptera; Molossidae. Gene Ontology annotation, cellular component: apical plasma membrane; cortical actin cytoskeleton; adherens junction. The record is from RefSeq and is a predicted model, not a curated record. Gene Ontology annotation, molecular function: actin filament binding. The transcript is spliced from 10 exons. Bases 1 to 5805 code for a protein of 1934 amino acids. Gene Ontology annotation, biological process: actin filament organization.